This is a messenger RNA of Apus apus (common swift), 3945 nucleotides long. It is a transcript of the gene NSF, whose product is annotated as N-ethylmaleimide sensitive factor, vesicle fusing ATPase. Gene Ontology annotation, biological process: SNARE complex disassembly; Golgi to plasma membrane protein transport; intra-Golgi vesicle-mediated transport. Bases 29 to 2257 code for a protein of 742 amino acids. The record is from RefSeq and is a predicted model, not a curated record. Lineage: Eukaryota; Metazoa; Chordata; Aves; Apodiformes; Apodidae. Gene Ontology annotation, cellular component: Golgi stack. Gene Ontology annotation, molecular function: ATP binding; ATP hydrolysis activity. The transcript is spliced from 21 exons.
UGCGGCGCUGCGGGCCGGGAGCGGCAAGAUGGCGGGGCGGCCCAUGCAAGCAGCAAGGUGUCCCACUGAUGAACUGUCAUUAACCAACUGUGCUGUGGUGAAUGAGAAGGACUUCCAGUCUGGGCAACACGUUGUUGUGAAGACUUCUCCCAACCACAAGUACAUUUUCACGCUGAGAACCCAUCCUGCAGUGGGUCCUGGCAGCAUCGCCUUCAGCUUGCCCCAGAGAAAAUGGGCUGGACUUUCCAUUGGCCAAGAGAUAGAUGUUUCCUUAUACAGUUUUGACAAGGCCAAGCAGUGCAUUGGCACAAUGACAAUUGAGAUUGAUUUUCUGCAGAAGAAGAACAUUGACUCCAACCCUUACGACACAGACAAAAUGGCAGCUGAAUUCAUCCAGCAGUUCAACAGCCAAGCCUUCUCUGUAGGCCAGCAGCUUGUGUUCAGCUUUAAUGACAAACUUUUUGGCCUCCUGGUAAAGGACAUGGAAGCUAUGGACCCCAGCAUUCUCAAAGGAGAGUCUGGAGCAAGCAAGAAGCAGAAGAUUGAGGUUGGUUUGGUUCUCGGAAACAGUCAAGUUGCCUUUGAGAAAGCUGAGAACUCCUCUCUCAAUCUGAUUGGGAAAUCAAAGACCAAGGAGAACCGCCAGUCGAUCAUCAACCCAGACUGGAAUUUUGAGAAGAUGGGCAUUGGGGGCCUUGACAAAGAAUUCUCAGAUAUUUUCCGACGAGCUUUUGCUUCUCGAGUGUUUCCACCUGAAAUUGUGGAGCAAAUGGGCUGCAAGCAUGUGAAAGGCAUCCUCUUGUAUGGACCUCCAGGCUGUGGUAAAACACUUAUGGCCAGACAGAUUGGCAAGAUGCUGAAUGCCAGGGAACCAAAGGUGGUCAAUGGGCCAGAAAUCCUCAAUAAAUACGUGGGGGAAUCCGAGGCCAACAUCCGCAAACUGUUUGCUGAUGCAGAGGAGGAACAAAGAAGGCUGGGAGCAAACAGUGGAGUGCACAUCAUCAUUUUUGAUGAGAUUGAUGCAAUCUGCAAGCAGAGAGGAAGCAUGGCAGGUAGCACCGGAGUCCACGACACCGUUGUGAACCAGUUGCUGUCUAAAAUUGAUGGUGUAGAGCAGCUCAAUAACAUCCUGGUGAUUGGAAUGACCAACAGACCUGACCUGAUUGAUGAAGCUCUGCUGAGACCAGGGAGACUAGAGGUCAAAAUGGAGAUAGGCCUGCCUGACGAGAAGGGGCGGUUUCAGAUCCUCCACAUCCACACGGUGCGGAUGCGGGAGCACCAGCUGCUGGCUGAAGAUGUGGACAUUUCAGAACUGGCAGUGGAGACUAAAAACUUCAGUGGUGCUGAGUUAGAAGGUUUAGUCCGAGCUGCUCAGUCUACUGCUAUGAACAGACACAUAAAGGCCAGCAACAAAGUGGAAGUGGAUAUGGAGAAGGCAGAGAGUUUGCGUGUGACAAGAGGAGACUUCUUUGCAUCUUUGGAGAAUGACAUCAAACCUGCGUUUGGAACCAACCAGGAAGACUAUGCAAGCUACAUCAUGAAUGGGAUUAUCAAGUGGGGUGAUCCAGUAACAAGGGUGUUGGAUGAUGGGGAACUGCUUGUCCAGCAGACUAAGAACAGUGACCGCACACCUCUGGUCAGCGUUCUUCUGGAAGGUCCCCCCCACAGUGGGAAGACUGCUUUAGCAGCAAAAAUAGCAGAAGAAUCCAACUUUCCCUUUAUCAAGAUCUGUUCUCCUGAUAAGAUGAUUGGAUUUUCUGAAACCGCCAAGUGCCAAGCUAUGAAGAAGAUCUUCGAUGACGCAUACAAGUCCCAGCUCAGCUGUGUUGUUGUGGAUGACAUUGAGAGACUUCUAGAUUAUGUCCCAAUUGGACCACGGUUCUCUAAUCUGGUGUUGCAAGCCCUUCUUGUGCUGCUAAAGAAGGCCCCUCCUCAGGGUCGCAAGCUCCUCAUCAUUGGAACCACCAGUCGCAAAGAUGUUCUGCUGGAGAUGGAAAUGCUCAAUGCUUUCAGCACCACGAUUCAUGUGCCCAACAUUGCAACAGGGGAGCAGCUGAUGGAGGCUUUGGAGCUCCUGGGUAACUUCAAAGACAAGGAACGCAGCACCAUUGCACAGAAUGUCAAAGGGAAACCUGUCUGGAUUGGUAUCAAGAAGCUGCUGAUGCUGAUAGAAAUGUCAUUACAAAUGGAUCCUGAGUAUCGGGUGAAAAAGUUCUUGGCUCUUUUGAGAGAAGAAGGAACGUAUCACAGGGAAUAGUUCAGCCCAGUCUGGCCAGUGACAUCUCCUAGAAAAUGACUUUCUAAUGCAUGUAGGGCAGUACCUGUGCUGAGGGAGCUCACCCCAGUGUCUAUCCUGGCUACAUGUGAGUGGGUUCCAGUGUGUGCUUGAUGCUUUUAUACAUGUGCUUGCUUUCUUGAUGGAUUUGGCUUCUUUUGCAAGAGUUCCUCCCCUAGACUGAAGGUGGACCAAGUGCAAGAUCAACAGCUGGAAAAGAGACCAACCUGGAGAAUAGACACUGGGAUCUUUGCUCUUCUGUGUUCAGCACACUGGACAAAGUGAAAUUCUCCCGUUUCCAAGAACCCAAUGUGGAAUCUGCAUGUUUAGUGCAAUACACUUAUCUUUAUUCUUUGUCUUGAAUAUCCUGCUGUCAUUCAUGUGGAAGUGUCUCCUACCACACUGUGCUUCUGGCUGUGUGCAGACCAGGCUGUCUUCUCACUUGGCUGUAGCUUGGGGGAAUGUCCUGUAAGUUUUGAAGCUCAUGCUCACUUGUGUCCAGCAUCCAGUUGCUCUGAUAGGAAAGAAAUCCUGAUUUUCACCCAAACCUGUCAGUCUGUGGGGAGGACACACUGAAGUGCUGCUCUAUGUCACCCUGAGGACACCUUCCUUGUGAUGUCUAUGCCUCAUCCACCAUGGAGCCAGGCUGAUGGCCUCAAGACAGUGGCCACUCUAAUUCAGCCCCAGAACUGCCCAGAUACUAAAACCUGCUCUCCUAACACCCAGGUGCUUUGUGGUGCCAGGAGAGCCUGGCUAGUGACAGUAGGGACUGGAAGAAGGCAGGGAAGUAUUUUGAUCAGAGCAGAGAGAACUUCCAAAGCCAGUAUUUAAGGCAUCAAAGCUGCUUGUUUAUUGAACAACAGUUUUAGAGCUGCUGAUCCCAGCCUGAAAGCUCUUCCCGUGUGCGGUGUAGAUGGCAGCUUGGGAUGAGCCACCCUCAUGAUGUCCUGUUUUUCUGCCAUGUUACCAAAGGUUGAAAUUCCUCCUUAGAGACAGAGAGGAGGCCAAGCUGCAGCUGCAGGAGAUGAGUGUUGCCAUGUUUUUGCACUGAAAUAAAGGAAUGUAUCAAACUUUGCUGUGUGGGCUUUCCCCAGCAAUCAUCUCAGCUCCAUGAGGUGCUGUUGCCCAUGACUGCACGAGGCUCCUCCCCUCUGGUUCUUGGCUCCACACGUUUAAUAAGGUUCAUGGAACAUACCUCAGUUUGGUGGGGCGUGAAAUCAAAGCCAUUUAGGAGAUCUUAGUGGAGCUUCCUCAACUUGACCAGGCACGCUGCUCAGGGCAGGCAGCUGGUGUUCCCGGGAAGGAGGCUCCUGCACAGCCUGCCAGGCCCAGAGGUGAAGCUCCUGUGGCCCUUAGGGUGUCCCUACAGCAGCAGCAGGAGUUCAGUCACUCCACUCCGGUUUCUUCUCCUUUGGCAGUGCUGUUGUGUUGUGGUGAUGUUGCAAAUCCCAGUGAUUCUUAUUCCCUCUCAUUUUGUGUAUGAUCUUGUGACUUUGUUCCUUUCCUCUGCUGGUUGUAGUGACAGCAGCACAAAUUAACUUAUAUUUCAGAGUAAAUGAUGUAAACUUUAUUGAGUCUUUGUCCAGAACUAUAUUGAUGAAUAAAUAUCUGGUUUAACUGCACAUUCAGUGGAUUCAAUAAAAAGCACAACUACUUGUGAUCAUCUGGGA